This is a messenger RNA of Fundulus heteroclitus (mummichog), 6272 nucleotides long. Its product is annotated as PDZ domain-containing protein 4. Gene Ontology annotation, molecular function: protein binding. The transcript has 8 exons. Lineage: Eukaryota; Metazoa; Chordata; Actinopteri; Cyprinodontiformes; Fundulidae. The record is from RefSeq and is a predicted model, not a curated record. Bases 2220 to 5006 code for a protein of 928 amino acids.
GGGGACUGGAAGAGAUUGCAGCAGCCCAGCCCUGAAUCAGGGGAAACGGAGGGUGUGGAGGGGGAAGGAGACGGAGAACGAGAGGAGCUGUUCGCUGCGCAGCCUUGAGGAUCCAGGUUUAGUUGUGGCAGGGCUGCGUGCAGAUCUGCAUCCACCUAGGAAACAAGUGCCUUUUGUGUUUCCCCCCCCCCCCUUCCUGCUGCAGAGGGGGGAACAUGUUUACCGGCGUCCCCUGAGGGAGAAGGCAAGAAGUCUCCUCCAAUCAGCCCUUAGAGCUUCCUCUGAUCUUGUGGGUCUGCUGAUGGACAUUUAUCCCUGACCUGAGACGGGCACUGCUCACCACUCCAACCACCUGGGACGUUCUCGGUGAUUCCUGCUUCUCUCCUCCGCCGUACAGCGACACUUUAACGAGGACGCUCUAAUCAGCCUGACAAGAAGAGGAAGGGAGGAACAGCUGGACGCGUUGGGUUGCUUUACCUGAUGAUGGACUAACUUUUCCACAUGCAUUUUUGUUCCUCGUGAAGACAUCCACUCCCCUUAAAUGCAUGAAGGCAUUAUUUGUCGUGUCACAUUUUUUCACCCUGACAGUCAUGUAGGGCUGACACACGCAGACAGACGGUGACAGGUGGAGCACACCUGCCUGCUGAGCCGCAGCCCGCUCUCCAGAGUUCGACUACCAGGGUUGUUUUGGCCGAGUUAUCCUGCUUCUAAUUGGCCAGAGACGGGUUUCCUCUUAAGUGUGUAGCUGGCGAGAGGAGCCGGAGUUUUGGGGGAUUACGGGCUUUACGCAAAAAAAAAAAGGAAACAGGUGCCGGGGAGCCUUGAACGAGGAUUAGCUCGCGCGACCUCGCCGAUGGACCUUUCAGACAAGACUAGUCCAGCUGCGGCCCCUCGCCCGAGGAUUAAAGAGAAGGACGAAGGUUUAACCAACACGAUGAGACUCACAGGGCCAGGGAGGAGACAGGAGAGGAGUCUUUAACGCCGAGGAUUGUGUUUGCGGAUUCUUCGAUACGGCAGUAAAUCAAACUGAUCCAUGAUCUGUUUUGUAUUGAUUUUCUCUCAACAUCCAGGAGUCUUGUCUGAUUAGUGCCCAAGAGGUCCCUAAUCCAAACAUAAUCCAUCACUACUCUCACCCAGAAGACGUUUUUGAGCGCUGAGUACGGCACAUGUGAGGACUAAUGGAAGGAUAGGCUCAGAUUCUUGCUGAGGUUCACUACCAAAAAUGUCUACUUACAGUUAAUUUAAUUGUUUUGUAUUGCUUUUAGGCAACAUAACGCCGUGUGUUUGGACGCGGAAAAGCCUGUGGCUCGUAUGAUGGUGUGUUCUCACCCAUCCUGAGAGAUCAAGUUUGUAUUUACCUUAUCUUAAAGGCACAGCAAGCGCUCACAGCUUCUAGCUAAUGGUGUCACGGGCACAACCUGACACAGAGCGUUCUCAAGCCGACAAGCCCUUGAGGAGUUUCAGUGCGGUUGCAUGAAGAAACACCUCUAACCAUGCACUGAUCCUCAAGUAGGUGACCAGCGCAGGAGAGAGUGCUGGCAGGGCUUUGAGCAGAGACACGUUAUCCCAGCCGGCCACGCUCGGCAAAAUCCGAGAAGCACAAGCAGGACAAUGUGGGACUGAGGGGUAAAAGGCAACCGAGGGAAGCUGUUAGAUGCUCUCAUUGUUUGAAUGUGUAGCACUUCCAGAGUGGGGGAGUUCAGGCACAGCGGGCGUCUUCUGGGAGAAAACUGCUCGAUGCUGCGGAUCAAGACCUCUGUGACCCAGAGCGGCUGGUUACGGCAAGAGCCCUGCACCAUCGCGCCUUUCUGGAUGAAGCACCGGGAUGUCUGAAAUCGCUGCCUGAUUGAUUAACGAAGCACAAACCCGCGGGACAAUUAGAGUGCAAAGGGACGUCGACCAAAUAAGCGCGCAAACUUUGGUGAAUUGGGAAUCUCCAGUUGAAAACAUCUGCAGGUGAGAUGAACUGUGGAUUUCUAACGUUUGAACCGUGAGCGCAACAGAAAGACAGAGGGUCGUUGACGCAGCCAAUUAAACCGUGCCCUUCUCUGCCGUGGAUGAGCUGCGUGUCACUCUGAGGAAGGACUGGUGUCACACACCACAACCCCCGGCGAAUGAGGGUGGGGCUCUCCCACUGCCACGGACAAAGAAUACUGCCUUAAGAACCGACCCUCGGUUGGUGGACCAGCAGAGUCCAUCAUCCCCUGCCUGCAGUCGCCAUGGGGUGCAACAUGUGUGUGGUUCAAAAGCCCGAGGAGCAAUACAGGGUGAUGUUCCAGAGGGGUCAUGUAGGCAACAUGCUGUGCUCUUUUGACGCCGAUGGUCGAUUGAAGGUGAACGCGAAGGAGCUCUCUCGCCUGUCUGGAGAUCCCACCCUGGACAUAAGAGAUCCCAGGCUGUCCAGCAUCCUGAAGCGGGGCGCUCGGAGACGGGCGGGCCCAGCUGGAGCUCCUGGAGGGCAGGUGCCAGUGACCAUGGGCAUGGCCGACUGCGUGGACAGCUGCACCCAGACAGACAUCAGCUUCCAGCAUAUGUUGACUCUGGGCAGGAGCAGAGAGCAUCCCUGCGGAGCUCCACCCCCACCCUCGCCUCCUCCCUCCCCUCCACUGCCCCCUCUGCCAGAGCCGUAUCUGUUCAACGAACUCUUCUCUGAGCCCGUGUACUACGACCCCACUGACUACUUUGACAUCAGUCAGCAUGAAGUGGACAGGAACGAUGAGCUAGAAUAUGAGGAGGUGGAGCUGUACAAGUCUCGACAGCAGGAUAAGCUGGGUCUGACGGUUUGUUACCGAACUGACGAUGAGGAGGACCUCGGGAUCUACGUGGGAGAGGUGAACCCAAACAGCAUUGCUGCGAUGGACGGACGCAUCCGUAAGGGAGACAGAAUACUACAGAUAAAUGGAGUGGACAUCCAGAACAGAGAGGCGGCGGUAGCUAUUCUCACCAGAGAGGACAGCACUAAUGUCUCCCUGCUUCUCGCACGGCCCGAGAUAGAGAACGAAAACCAGCUGGAUGCGGACGAGCUGGAACUGGAGCCUCUGGACAACGCUGUUCAUCUGAGCAGCAGUGCCAGACUGAGGAGCCCCUCCGUUCAAGGUGCCGGACAAAUCAGCGCCGCCGUGGCAGGUGUGCUCUCCGGUCACGAUCACUCUCACUCGUUAAGCAGGGAUUCUCCAGAUUUGCUGCAGACAGUCCUGAGCAACAGCCAGGAGCUGGACAGCGGGGUCGGCCGCACAGACGAAAGCACGCGCUAUGAGGAGUCGUCAGAACACGACCUCUUGGGGGACGACCACACCAGUGCCUCCAACACCAACACGACCAACACACCUGGCAGCAUGCGCAAGUUCUUGUCAGGCAGAGGGGACACCCCACCCUUGCUGCACUCCCAAGAACUCCAGUUCAGCACAGACUCCCUCUUAGGACUGGACUGCUUUAAUGGAGGAGGAGGAAGCGGCCUGGAGUUGGUGGAACGGUUGGAGAGGGCCUACAUGGCCGAUCCGAUGAGGAUGAUGAUGCCUGGCCUGACCGAAGAGGAGUGCGAGCGGUACAAAGAGCUCCUGGAGAUCAAGUGCUUCUAUGAGAAGAGCAGCAAUGCACCGGGGGUGGCACAAGACGAAGUCGACGUCGCCCUGGACGAGAAUAGGAAUGAGAGUCUGACGCAGCACGAGAUGGCCCUCAUAGAAGAGGAACUGCGCCAUCUGGAGUUUAAGUGUCGCAACAUCUUGAGAGCACAGAAGAUGCAGCAGCUGAGGGAGCGCUGCAUGAAGGUUUGGCCUCAUGAGGACAAAAACGGAUCCGGCAUCGGGGCUGGACUGGGAGCUGGGCGCUUGGAGACGAACUGUCCUCUGGUGAGCGAGGAGUCCUGUCACCAGGCUUUGUCGGACAUCAACGAGCUUCCGGAGAGGGAGCGCUCUGACAAAGACAGCACGAGUGCCUACAACACCGGAGGAGAAAGCUGCAGGAGCACGCCUCUGGUCAGCGAACACUACCCGUCGCUCUCAACUCAGAGUCUGGAGGGCGGAGAGUCUCCUCUUCCUCCCUCCACCCGGCAAAAGGAGAGGUGGGACGGGAUCCAGGCAAACCUAAACCAACCUUACGCUCCUCAGACUCACGGAAGAGGGCCUGAGGUGAAGUCGUCCAGCCCGGGGGCAAAGGUUAGGUCUCUGUCCCGCAACGUGGGAAGCAGGAGGGGGUCAGACGGGGGAGUGAGACGCAACCCCAGAAGCAGUGGGACAGCUGAGAGAGCUGGAGGCCGCAGCGCAGAAAACAGUCCAUAUCUAUCCCGCCGCCAGGCCGACCCGCUGCCGCCGCAGCGCUACCUGAGCUGCAUGCAACUGAGGACCCCCUCCGCAUCCGAGCACCUGGGUGGACCUAAAACCCCCCCAAAAGAGGGAACCAUAGAUAUAGGAGACGAUGCGAGUCCAAUGAGUUUGGGCAGCACAUGUAAGGAUGUUCCCCAGGUUCCGGGCGGCGGCGUCGCCUCCGCCUUGUCCCCUCCGCUGCUGCCCGCUUCCCCCCGGAUGGAGUGGAAGGUGAAGAUCCGCAGCGACGGCUCGCGCUACGUGGCCAAGCGGCCCGUGAGGGAUCGCCUGCUGAAGGCGCGCGCCAUGAAGAUCCGAGAGGAGCGCAGCGGGAUGACGACGGACGACGACGCCGUGAGCGAGAUGAAGAUGGGCCGCUACUGGAGCAAGGAGGAGCGGAAGCAGCAGCUGCUGAAGGCCCGAGAGCAGCGGCGGCGCCGGGAGUUCAUGAUGCAGAGCCGCCUCGACUGCCUGAGAGAGCGCGAGAGGGAGCAGGGUAGCGGCGGAGGCGGCGACCAGGGGGCGACACAGCAGCAGCAGGAGCCAGCAUCCAUCCUGGAGCUCUGCCACCGCAGGAGCAUGAAGAAGCGCAGCCGGAGAAUCCUGGACAACUGGAUCACCAUACAGGAGCUGCUGGCACACGGAAGCAGGUCUGCAGAUGGGAAGAAGGUCUACAACCCCCUGCUGUCUGUUACCACCGUCUGAGACGAGACGGGCAACGAGAAAGACGGAGAUCUUCGUGAUUUGGCACAAAAAGCGUCCCGAGUAAAAAAAGAAAACAUCUGGUGUUUUCACUAGAAACUUCAAGAAUCUUCCAAAAGCGUAAGAAAACGUAAACAUAUAUGCACUGUGAGUACAGCAUCUUCAAAGUAUCCUGUAGCAAUUCCAGUCCUAAAGACGGACGGAGGAAAAAUAAAUAAAAAAAAAGGCAAAGACUGCAUUCACUUAAACAUAUUUACAUGAAAUAAAAUAACAUACAAGAUCACACCAGCUGCUUUUUAAGAAGCUCACAAAUAAUAGUGAAAGAGCAGCAACGUUUACAGGUCUUGAAUAUCUUUUUAUAACUCAAAGAAAAUGGGGCCAAGAGCAACGCAGCUGUGAACGAAAACACUGAAAGAUAUUCACUCGUGUGCCAUAAAAAAAUAAAUAAAACAAAACUGGGCAAUUAGUGUCCGAGUAGAACUUUUCAUAAAUCACAACUUUUUCUGCUUGCUGCAUCUUUUGUAAUUUUUUUUAUUGUUUUAUAACAAUUUUUGCCAGGGCUUUUAUUUUUUUUAAUUAUUAUUAUUAUUAUUACAUUAUCCAAGCACAGACGUCUCUUGGACAUGAGGAGCUGAGCCAUGCCUUUCUUUCAGGCAGAACUGACUGCAUAGCACAACGGAAAAGGUUGGACCGGUUCACUUUUUCAUGAAAUCAAUGCAAAAUGUCUUUUUAAAAAAAAAAGAAAAAAAAAAGAUGGAUCGGUCACGAGUUUACUGACCUUUUACAAGCACAGAUAAAGACAAAAUAUGAUUGCCUGAAGAACAGAUUAGGCUGUUUGGGUCAACACGCCUACACUCACUUAUUCCACCUUCUUUGUCCAAAGGAAACUGCUAUUUUUGCCCUAAUGACAACUACAGUGUUUUUGCACAAGUAUUCAUACAUCCUGAUCUUUUCCACAUUUGAAGCACAAACCUCCAUGCCUCUACCAGCCUCCUGCACACCUAGAGGUUGAAAAUUCAAGCCUUCUAUAAAAAUAAAUAAAUAAAUAGCUCAAGCUCUGAUUGGCUGGGAUCACGCCACAGGUUUUCAUUUGGAUUCAUGUUUGUCUGGGUCACACUAAGCCAUGAAUUCAUGCAAUCAUUACAUAUGUUGCUGUGUAAAUGUGAUGGCGUAGUGUUAGUUCUACCCUGUAAUGCGUUUUUCCAGCUAAACCAAAUAGUUUGUUCUCAUCUGACCACAUGUCUGCUGUAUAGCCUGUAGGACUGUGCA